Molecule: messenger RNA, 4422 nt
Organism: Acanthamoeba castellanii str. Neff
Lineage: Eukaryota; Discosea; Longamoebia; Acanthamoebidae
Exons: 30
Coding region: 1-4422 (1473 amino acids)
Cellular component (GO): nuclear pore
Molecular function (GO): structural constituent of nuclear pore
Source: RefSeq, a predicted model, not a curated record
AUGCUGUACUGGAAGGAGGUCCCGCUGCAACUGGCAGAGGGGGCCGUGGUAUGGCGUGACAUCGCCCUAGCGGUGGAUCUCUCCAAGGAUACCGGCUCGGAGGCGGAUUCGGCUUUCAGGCCCAGCACGCUGCUCGAGAUCUCGCUCGACUGCGAGCUCACCAACAAUGCCCUCCGCAUCCAGCUGCCACGAGCCGUGGUGGGCGACGUCGUCUUUGUGGAGAAGGAGGUGGACGAGGGCGUGCGCGAGCUUCACGUGCUGGUGGUGACCACGCGCACCUUCCAUCGCUUCGUCUUCCCGCAUCCGCUCUCCGCUCCCGCUCCCGAUGCCGCGUUCGCCUCGACCGCAGGGCCGGGCGCCGCGCUGCCCUCGGUCCUCGCCAAGGUCACUGCCGUCGACCUGCUUCAGGGAACCUGCAGUCUGGACAACGUGCUCAGGAACGGUGCGCUGCCCAAGGCGGUCGCGCCGGUGGACGAAGAUCGCGUAGCGAUCGGGUACAGCAACGGCAGCAUCGCGGUGGUGGAGACGUACGACGUGCGGGUGGUCCCCGGGGGUCCCGCGUUCGGCACCACCGCCUUCGAGCUCAAGGAGGAGCACCUGAUGAAGAAGCUCUGGAGCGGCCUGAUGCCCACUCUCGGAACCAAACCUGCGCCCGAGGAGAUCGUGAGCCUGGCCACCCACUGCGUAACACCCACGCGACCCUACAUAUUCGCUCUCUGCGCGGACAACAAGAUCCGAGUGUGGGAUGUUCAGAGCAGGGCGCUGCUGAACACCAAGGAGAUCGACGCUGACAAGUGGAGCCACGAGGGAGAUGAUUCCAUCCAGCGCAGGGGUCCCAUCCGCGUGUACUCCUACGACGAGGACCCCAUGCGCUGCAAGCUGGGGCUCUACUUUGAACUCCGCGAAGAAUCACAACUCCAACUGUACACGGUCUCCUUUGUCGAAGAGGAGAAUGGCUACAUCUUCCUCAAGGGUCUCGAGUUCGACAGCUUUCACUAUUCCAAGCUGAAAAAUCUGGUCGACUUCAGGUUUUCGUUUGCGUGCCUGUGGGCCAUGUGGGCGGACCCCAACGAAGGCCUGGCCCUCAAAUAUGUCACCUUCGAGACCUCCGCGCAAAUGGAACCGUUCAUGGUGGAGGACAACUGCUGGACGUCGGUUCUGCUGCAUGCGCCCGACGACAGCAAGGAGUACCCGUCCCUUGCCGAGGCCAACGACUUCCAGGACGCCUACCUGGAGGACCUGUUCAAGCCGGGGCGGUACAGCCUCACGGCCAUCCACAAGGCCUACCAGCAGCUGCGCGACGCCAACAAGAUGUUCAACGCCUCCGCACGCGCGCCGCUCUCUGUCGCGCGGCUCCAGCGUGACAUCCCCGCUCUCAUCCAGGAACUGGCCACGAGCUCGUAUCUAGCGCGCAACAUCGAGGAGGAGGACAUCGAAGAGUACGUGCAGCUGCAGAGGUCCUGCUGGGAGUCCUUCCGGGCCAAGGUCCGGCAGGCCUUUGUUGAAGAGGAGACUCCCAUCGCACUCUUCAAGGACCCGCACACGGGCCUUAUGAUCAUCAUCAAGAAGGGCAAUCUCACGUUCGCUCGACCCUGUGAAGCGCUGGAGGCACUACACGCUAUCAGCCUGCCCAGGACCACCAACAAGCCGCGACAGAAGCUCAAUGUCUCGGCCGUGCCAUCGGCUUCGUCCUUGCUGCUGCCCGGAACCAGCGUAUACAGCGACCCGGCCUACCAGCUUCAGUCCGAGCUCCUCACCGCCACCAACCUGGUCUCGCAAGAGUUGGGCGAGGACGUGUUUGCCGCGUUCGAGGAGGAGCUCUACUUCUCGCGGGACCCCUACACCGCGUCCGCGAGGCACAUCGACGCCUUCCUCUCCGCCACCCACUCCACCCUCGGUGAGCACAAGAAGCGACCAUCGCCGUACGAGUUUAUCCGCCGGCUGCUGCGAAGCCUGUACGGCACCAAGAAGCUCAUCGCCGCCGUCAAGAACCUCCUCGAGCUGCUCGACACCCACCGCCUGCCCGCCACGACUGCCACCAAUGCCGAGGGCGAGGACAUGCUGUGGGCGCAGAAGGAAAGCUGGUGCGCGGGCCUCUUUGGCGGCGAUUUCACGGAGGGCUUCGUGUCGAUGUCGCUCCAGCACAUCACCCGCUCCCGCUUCCAGAUCUCGCGCGACCUCUUCUUCCUCCUCUCCUUUGUCAUGCGGCUCGAGAACACCGUGGAGCUGCCGGCUAAGGCCUUUGCCGAAAUCGAGAGCGAGCUCCUGCCGCGCGUGGCGACCCUCGUCAAGUGCUACCAUCUGCUUCAUUGGACCACCCUGCAGUACUGCCCCACUUUCGAGAAGCCGAGGACGUCGGAUGAUCUGGCCAGCUUCUCCGCGCUGGAGAUCACCGGCGGACAGCGACAGAACAAGUCGACCGAGGGCCGCACGCUGAUGCAGCUGUUCGUGCAGGAGAACAGCACGGUCAUCCAGCAGCUGUUCGCGUCGUCGGAGGCGGUGAGCGCCUACCUGCGCUCGCUGGAGGGCGGCAAGCGCAACAUCGACGCCACGUCGUCGUUCAACCUCUUUGCCGAGCCGCGCGAGCUGUGGACCGCGCUGGCCACCCCGUUCGUGCAGACCGUGCUGGGCUACGUCACCAUGGGCUACCACUUCUCCGUCUUUCUCAAGAACCACUCCUACUACGGCCUGCUCCACGAGAAUCUGCGUUUGUCGGGCAAGACGAGCGGAGUGGCGCAGUACCUGCUCGGCCUGUCGCAUCUGGACCUCGCCCAGUUUGACAAGGCCACCGAGUGCUUCCUCCACGCCCUCACCACCCUCUCCUCCGACGAGGAGUGCCGGUACUUCAAGGACAUGCUGCAGGAGACGACGCACCUGGGGCGCGGGGCCAUGGAGACGGACAUGCACGUGGAGACCCACGAGCAGAGCCUCGACGUGCCCUUCCUCAUGCACGUGAUCGAGCUCUUCGAGAGCGUGCGGCAGCCGGAGUUCGCCAUCCGCUUCGCCUUUGCCGCGCUCCAGGAGACCCCGCGGGACGACAACGCCUCCCAGGCCUUCCUGUGGUCGGUCGUCUUCAAGUCCAGCCUCGCCCUGCGCGACUACGAGCAGGCCUACCUCGCCCUCCUCUCCAAUCCCCACCCCGACAGCUCCCUGUUGCGCAAGUACGUGGUGGUGCUGUGCACGCAGGGCCAGGUGGGUCUGCUGUGUCAGCUGCCCUUUGCGGGCCUGCAGCAGGAGGUGGUCCAGGUGCUCACGCAGAAGGCGCGCGCCGAGGACGUGCAGCACAUCGUCGACGGGCAGAGCCCCAACUACUACGAGAUCCUCUACGCCUACCACGUCUUCCGCUCCGACUACCGAAGCGCGGCCUUGUUCAUGCACGAGUACGCCAUGCGGCUGGGCAUCGAAGCGCACGGCAACAGCCAACAGCACCUGCAGCACGUGGCCAACGCGUACCUCACAUGCCUCAACGCGUUCCGAUUGGUGGACCCCAAGUUCGCGUGGAUCCACAAGGCCGAGACCCCCUUCUCGACCGAUGACCGACCCAAGCAAAUGUCCAAACGCAAGCGCAGCACCGGGCUCGAUAAGUCCAUCGACAUGUCGCCUUUGGUGGGCGGCAAGCCGACGUCGGUGUUCACGACCACGCAGGCCAAGGAGCCGGCCGUCGGUGCCGAGGGCGUCACCACGCUCGAGGACAUCGAGAUGCGGUACCACCUCACCAUGGCCUACCUCACCCUCAUCAAGGCCUCCGUCCCCUUCGAGAACAUCGGCCCGAGCGCCUUCGACGUGUUCACGCAGCUGGUCGACGCGGGCUUCUUCGACAAGGCCAUCACGCUGGCGGUCAAGUACAGCUUCAACCUGAGCGUCGUCUUCGAGGUCCUCACCAAGCGAUGCGUCCUCCUCCAACAGCACGUCGGCUUCUCCGCCGCGUGGCGCAUGCUGAAGAAGUAUCUGAAGCAGUAUGACCCCGUCCACGUCAACGGCUACCGCAAGGCCGUCGCCCACAAGAUCCUCUCCCUCGACAACCGCAUCAAGCUCCCCAAGUGGCUCGUCGAAUCCUUCAAGAAACAUGACGUGGCAACGCUGUUGUACCUGUACCUCAAGUUCGGCGUGUACGACGACGCGAUCGAUCUGGUGGUGGAGGUGCUCGACGAGAAGGAGGAGCGACGGCGGGAGGAAGAGGCGGGAGGCGGCCGCGGCCGCGGCGGCAAGGCCCUGGCCGAGUGGCUGCCCUACGCGCGCCUCGAGCAGCUCGAGCAGCAGAUCCAGGCGGUCGUGGCCGACGCCGCGUCGCCCCUGUCGGCCACCGAGCGCAACCGGCUCGUGGGCGCCCACAAGCACCUGCGCACCAAGCUGGCGCGUUACCUGCAGCACGUUGACCAACGCACCUUCGGCCUCAAGCAAGAGGGGACCGCCGCCUCCUAG